Molecule: messenger RNA, 13143 nt
Organism: Coregonus sp. 'balchen'
Lineage: Eukaryota; Metazoa; Chordata; Actinopteri; Salmoniformes; Salmonidae
Source: the annotation of a GenBank genome assembly
CCCAGCAUGUUCCAAGACCAGCUGGCAGUGAAGGUCCGGCCUUUCAUAGACUAAUAGAUGGACAUGAGAUCCAUAGGGAUAGAUAAGGAGCUGCCACUGCCAACCAUUGCUGUGGUGGGAGACCAGAGUUCAGGAAAGAGCUCUGUGCUUGAGACCCUUUCUGGGGUGGCGCUGCCCAGAGGGACUGGUGAGAUUCUGUAUUGUUUCCUGAAUAUACAAAAAAACAAUUGAAAUCUAUAUUAGCAUUUUAAAUGUCACGCCCAAAUCACCCAAAGUCUCUGAAAGUGGUUGUUUAACUUAGACUUGAUUUGGGCAUUGACUAGUUUUUGGUUUGAAAAUGCUGAAGUUGGCGAUUUAGGACACUGGCAAGGUAAACAACCCUGAAGCAGGUUUUCACACUAUCCUUGUCCAUAGACAAGGUCAGGAAAUAUAUACAGUACAAUAGGACCACAGAGACACGGACAUUGCUGAAAUGUUUAGAAUAUUCAAAUUAACUUGAUAACCGCAGCAAACCUGUUAAAUGCGUAUUUACUGUACAUGAGUUUUCUAACCAUUUAGUGACACUGUAAAUGUCUGACAUGCUUUUAGAUCAUUAGAGCAACCUUGGUGUGUAUGUAGCCUGCAGAAAUGAUAUAUUUAUCAUGCAAUUCGUGUCCCGGUCCGUUAUUGACUGUACUGUCAUAUUGUAUUGUAUUGAUUGUUCUGUUAUACAGUAUAAUGAUCUGUCAUUGGUACUUCCUUGUUUACAGGUAUUGUCACCAGGUGCCCACUGCUACUUAAACUGUGUAAUGACAGGUCAGUGAGAUGGAAGGCUGUCAUCUCAUACGGAGGCAAAUUCAGUUCUGAUUUUGACGAUCCCUCAGAAGUCGUGAGACACGUUGAACAAGGUCAGAUGGGAACGAACACACACACACACACGCACACACACACACACACACAUUAUUUUAUACUGUAUAUUAACCAGUGGAGGCUCCUCAGAGGAGGAAUGGGAGGACAUUGACUUCAAUACAAAACCUAGGGGGCUCAUGGUUCUCACCCACUUCCAUAGACUUACAAAGCAAUUUUGACAACUUCCGGAGGACGUCCUCCAACCUAUCAGAGCUCUUGCAACAUGAACUAACAUGUUGUCCACCCAAUUAAAGGAUCAGAGAAUUAAUCUAGAACUGAAAGCAUAAGCUACAGCUAGCUAGCACUGCUAUACAUAAAAUGUGGUGAGUAGUUGACUAGAAGAGAGAAAAACAAUAGUUGAACAGUUUGCAACAAAUUAAUUUCUUCAGAAAUUAAGGAGAAAACUAUCUACAUUUCAUUUUUACUUACUUAACUAGCUAAUUCAGCUAGCUAUUUAUUUAAUUUUUUGUCAUUUAGCAGACGCUCUUAUCCAGAGCGACAUACAGGAUCAAUUAGGGUUAAAUGCCUUGCUCAAGGGCACAUCGGCAGUAUUUUCACCUAGUCGGCUCGGGGAUUAGAACCAGCGACCUUUUGGUUACUGGCACAGCACUCUUAACCACUAAGCUACCUGCCGCUUUAGUGUAGCCUACUCAAACACCAGGCUCAAACAGAGAGGGAUGCUAUGUUAGCUAGCUGGCUAUGGCUAUCCAACACAGGAACUCUUCCAAGUCAAGGUAAGCUUUUUUGUUUAAUUCGUUUUUAGCCACUGUCUCUGAAACACUGCCUGUGUCACUGCUAAACUGCUUGCUGCUGACUGAAAACUGGACUGCAUCAUUGUAGCAGCUGAUGUGUUGUGCCCCUAAGUCUACAAGCGAAGGGAAAAGGUGAGAGGUGGAGAGUGCGUAUAUGGGAGAAGGAAUUAUCCAUACAAUGAUCAAAGGGAUCAUGCUGUUUGUAUUUUGCUGCUAUGAAAGUGAACUGUGAUUGCGUGUGAUCAGGGGUGUAUUCAUUCCACCAAUUAUGUUGAAAAAUGUUUCUUAAACGGAAUCAAACGGAUUGAAAAAGGGACAAACAUACCUGAAUUUGUCCAAUAGAAACUCUCGUUUGCAACUGUUGGACUAAUGAUUACACCCUAGAUCAGUUAGAUGCAGGCAAGAGUGUGCAAGGCGGUAUUGAAUGUGUCAAUGUCUGUCACCUUGAUUACAAAAACGUCUCUCGACUUAUGUUGUAAACUUUCAUUUGUAGGCUAGGUUGUAGCAACCUCACGAUGGGUAUAGGGAAACUUAGAGUAUGAUAUAGUAGCCUAAACCUAUCGAUGUGACAUUGAGCUGGGUGAAUGGAAUACGAAUGUCAGUCAUCCAAUAUGCUGUAAUAGAAAUAAGGCCUUGCUCAUUAAAAAAAUAAAAAUAUUCUCCCUUAUCUUAAACGGCCCCCGACCGCCACUGACAUUGACAUAUCUAUUCUUUUUUUUGGUGGAAAAGUUGAUAUGGUAUUUACCAUAGACAACUACAGAAUACAUUAUACAUAAUAAUAAGAGUUCUGUUGGGGUAUAAAUCAGUUAAUAAACUCAUCUGUUUUUUCAUCAAUAUUUGAAUUGAUUUAACAGCUCAGAACACGUUAGCUGGAAAGGGAGUGGGGAUAUGUGAAGACCUGAUCACUCUACAGAUCACAUCCUCCACGGUGUGUGAUCUCAGUCUGAUUGACCUACCUGGGAUCACCAGGGUAGCUGUGAAAGGACAACCAGAUGACAUUGGAGCCCAAGUAAGUCUAACGUUAAGAGUGUAUAGCUUUUGGACUUUUGUCCAGUACAUUGCUUGGUUAUCUCAUGGCUAUUGGUUCUCAUCUCAUGAUACACUAAUGAUGAAUUGUUUUAGCCGGGUGUAAAGAAUUUUUACCAUAAUUGCUAGAAAGGUAGCUAUGAUGGUUGAAGCUGGUGAAAGGUACUUUGAAUGUGUUGGCUUUGAAGAAGGUUAAGCUUCAGAACCAUGAAAAACAGAGUGCCCCACACAGGGCUAUAUCACGGUAACAAGCGGUCGGCUACCCUCUUGUGGAUUAAUCAAAUAACUCGGUCAAAGGCUUGCAUCCUGACUGUCUGUCACAUUCUUCUUCCUUUUUUUGCUAGAUCAAUAAUCUCAUUACAAAAUACAUCAAGAAUAAGAGAACCAUUAUUUUGGUGGUGGUACCAUGUAAUGUUGACAUAGCAACAACAGAGGCCCUGAAAAUGGCACAAGAAGUGGAUCCUGAAGGCACAAGAACUCUGGGUAAAGAAAUUAUAUAGAUACAUGUAUUUUUUUAUAGGGUUUAUGUAUUAGCAGUUAUCAUCAUGCUUUUCAUUUGUCUUCAAGCCAUUCUGACAAAGCCAGACCUGAUAGACCCGGGAGCAGAGAAGAAUGUGUUGGAAAUUGUCCACAAUAGAGUCAUCGUUCUCAAUAUGGGCUAUGUCAUUGUGAAAUGUCGUGGUCAGAAGCAAAUUGAUGAAAACAUGUCCAUAGCUCGUGCGAUUGAGGAUGAAUUGGAAUUCUUCCAAAAUCAUGAACACUUCAGGUAAAAUGUGUUCUUGCCAUGUGUUAAGUGAACUAGCAUCUUUGUUUUUGAUGGCUUCACAUCUGAAAAUGUUCAGGGCCACAAACUGUAUGUUUCAGGAUUUUAUGAAAAGUAUAUUUUCCCACAUAUCCACUGAGAGUAGUUCCAUAUAGUAUUGAUGAAUGGUAUUUUCUUCUGAGUCCCAGGCCUUUUUAUUGCUCACUCACCUCCCUUCUCUUACAUUUCUACAUAUAGUACUUUUUAACAUUCAAAAUCAAAUAGCUAAAUGAUCCUUUGUGUGAUCAUCUUUAAACAAUUCCACAAGUUAAUUUAGCUCAUGCACAUAUCUCAAGCUUAAACAGACAGAUUUUGAUGGGGAUUAUUUUAUUAUGUUAAUUAGAUUUCCAUGGGGGCGCGACCAUUGUAGGCCAAGGGGUUAACUGACAUUUGUAUUUGACAUUUUUUAUACCAUUUUCGGGAUGAAAUACUGUGUUUGUUAAAUUUCUCUUCCUUUUAAUGUAUAGACCCCUCUUGCAUCAGGAGAAGGCAACCACCAAGUGCCUAGCCACUAAGCUCACCAAUGCCCUGGUCAGACAGAUCAAGGUUAGUCCAACCACAUACCCUAUGAUUAUCUGUUUCCAGUGCACACUGGAAAACAUGUGGUCUGGUACCUAUUAACUUGUUGCAUGUUUGCUCCUGGUCAGAAAUACCUGCCCCAGAUGUCAGAGAAGAUAAAGGAGCAGCUGGCGGACGUAAAGAUUGCAUUGAGUAAAAUAGAGUGUGGGCCUCCCCUGGAACCUGCAGAGAAGAGAAAGUACCUCAUUCAGGUGAGUCAAUUUUUCACCUUUCCAUCUUUCAGCUUCGUAAACGGCUUCUUUUCUACAAAAUUGCCAUACAAAUGUAUGAUGUAAGGUUUGGAAGCCACACUGUUGCACAGUAGUCCAGGUGUGUUAUUGUCAUGGUUUGGUAAAUUGUCAGGAGAAUGUCCUUGGAGACAAAGUCUGUUUCUAUCACUCCUAUAGACAGUAAAGGCAUCAACUCUGUUGCACAUCCUCUGCCAAUUGGAUUGGUCAGAUUUGCAACACAGCUGUAAGAGUAGAACCACUGUCCAGAAAGACAAAUAAAACAGCAUCAAAACUUUCUCCACUCUCCCACUUCCUCCACUGUCCUUCCUUAAUUUCCCACUGAUUAUGUUUGUCACCAAGUUAAACAAUACUUUGCCUUGACAGCUGAUCUUGCAAAAACACUUGGACACACCAGUGUAAGAUAGUUCUUGCUUAAUAUCUGUAGAUGACGCAAGGAUGGAUGGGUCUUGUGGAGCCAUCUCAUAAAACAGUAAUCUAAAAGGACUAAAUAUGAAACAUUUAAACAGGUAGGUGUUAUUUUGUUAUGUUUCCUUCUUCAGGUCAUAACAGAGUUCAAUGAGCAGAUUACCCAACUGUCCACAGGGGAUAUUAUCGUUGGGGAAAAUCUAUUUGAGCUCAUGCGAAAGGCAUUUAUAGACUGGAUGGAAUGUCUGAAAUAUGACAAAUCAAAAUGUAGGUACAAUUUUGAAUAGACAGGAUAUUGCUCACCAACUAAAUAUUUAUGUUUCCUAAUAUCCCUAAUAUUUACUGAUAUAAUUAUGAUACUACUAAUAGUUAUGUCAUACAAUAGUGAUUAUAAUCCAUUAUAUCUCCAAUAAAUUAUUAACAUUGUUUUCCUCAAUUUAGACAAUGAGGAAGUGCAAAAAGUGGUCAAUGAAUAUGACAAGGAACACAGGGGAAGCGAGCUGCCUGGUUUCAGUAACUACAGGGUAUUUCAACAUGUUGUUCAGAAACUAGUGGCUAAACUUAAGGAUCCAGCUAUGGCGACACUAGAGAAAAUCAGAGGUAAGUGACCAAAAAGCCCUAGGUUUGAUGUGAUUUUCUAAAUGCCCCUUUAUUGAACAUCAUGCAUGGGUCUCUACUUCUGUCAAGACAAACAUGCCUAUUAUAUUAAGCAGUAAGCACUCAAGAAAGCAAGUAUUGGUGAAUCACACCCCCAUCCACAUCGACAGGGCUGAAGUGGGCGGGUCGAGAGCAUUAAGUUCCUCGGUGUCCAAAUCACUAAUGACUUUAAAUGGUCCACACAAGCGCACACUUGUUAAGAAGGCAAGACAGCGCCUCUCCCCCUCAGGAGGUUAAAAAAGGUUUGGCAUAAGAAGGCAAGACAGCGCCUCUCCCCGUCAGGAGGUUAAAAAAGGUUUGGCAUAAGAAGGCAAGACAGCGCCUCUCCCCAUCAGGAGGUUAAAAAGGUUUGGCAUAAGAAGGCAAGACAGCGCCUCUCCCCCUCAGGAGGUUAAAAAAGGUUUGGCAUGGGCCCUCAAAUCUUCAAACAGUUCUACAGCUGCACCACUGAGAGCAUCUUGACUAGCUGCAUCACCGCUUGGUAUGGCAACAGCGCCACCCUCCAUCGCAUGGCGCUACAGAGGGUGGUGCGGAUAGCCCAGUACAUUGUUGGCGUUGAGCUCCGUGCCAUCCAGGACCUCUAUAGCAGGCGGUGUGAAAGGAAGGCCCGGAAAAUUGUUAAAGACCCCAGCCACCCAAGCCAUAGACUGUUCUCUCUGCUUCUGCACGGCAAGCGACUCCUGAACAGGCUCCUGAACAGCUUCUAUCCCCAAGCCAUAAGACUGCUAAACAGAUAACAGAAUGGCUACCAGACAAUCUGAGUUGACCCCUGUAUUUAUUUGUAUAGUUUCACUGUCUCUAUGCACACUCACAGAACUCUACAGACGCACACACACUGUCGCUCCCACACACACACACACACACUCACUUAAUUUGCUAAAACACAUAAUAUCCACACACAUUUAUACUGACUCUAAACACAAACACUCACAUGUAUUCAUCAUAUACACAGCUGCUACUCUGUUUAUCAUAUACAAUCGGGAAAAAAAGUAUUUAGUCAGCCACCAAUUGUGCAAGUUCUCCCACUUAAAAAGAUGAAAGAGGCCUGUAAGUUUCAUCAUAGGUACACGUCAACUAUGACAGACAAAAUGAGAGAAAAAAAACCCAGAAAAUCACAUCGUAGGAUUUUUUAUGAAUUUAUUUGCAAAUUAUGGUGGAAAAUAAGUAUUUGGUCAAUAACAAAAGUUUCUCAAUACUUUGUUAUAUACCCUUUGUUGGCAAUGACACAGGUCAAACGUUUUCUGUAAGUCUUCACAAGGUUUUCACACACUGUUGCUGUUAUUUUGGCCCAUUCCUCCAUGUAGAUCUCCUCUAGAGCAGUGAUGUUUUGGGGCUGUCGCUGGGCAACACGGACUUUCAACUCCCUCCAAAGAUUUUCUAUGGGGUUGAGAUCUGGAGACUGGCUAGGCCACUCCAGGACCUUGAAAUGCUUCUUACGAAGCCACUCCUUCGUUGCCCGGGCGGUGUGUUUGGGAUCAUUGUCAUGCUGAAAGACCCAGCCACGUUUCAUCUUCAAUGCCCUUGCUGAUGGAAGGAGGUUUUCACUCAAAAUCUCACGAUACAUGGCCCCAUUCAUUCUUUCCUUUACACGGAUCAGUCAUCCUGGUCCCUUUGCAGAAAAACAGCCCCAAAGCAUGAUGUUUCCACCCCCAUGCUUCACAGUAGGUAUGGUGUUCUUUGGAUGCAACUCAGCAUUCUUUGUCCUCCAAACACAACGAGUUGAGUUUUUACCAAAAAGUUAUAUUUUGAUUUCAUCUGACCAUAUGACAUUCUCCCAAUCCUCUUCUGGAUCAUCCAAAUGCACUCUAGCAAACUUCAGACGGGCCUGGACAUGUACUGGCUUAAGCAGGGGGACACGUCUGGCACUGCAGGAUUUGAGUCCCUGGCGGUUUAGUGUGUUACUGAUGGUAGGCUUUGUUACUUUGGUCCCAGCUCUCUGCAGGUCAUUCACUAGGUCCCCCCGUGUGGUUCUGGGAUUUUUGCUCACCAUUCUUGUGAUCAUUUUGACCCCACGGGGUGAGCUCGUGAGCCCCAGAUCAAGGGAGAUUAUCAGUGGUAUUGUAUGUCUUCCAUUUCCUAAUAAUUGCUCCCACAGUUGAUUUCUUCAAACCAAGCUGCUUACCUAUUGCAGAUUCAGUCUUCCCAGCCUGGUGCAGGUCUACAAUUUUGUUUCUGGUGUCCUUUGACAGCUCUUUGGUCUUGGCCAUAGUGUAGUUUGGAGUGUGACUGUUUGAGUUUGUGGACAGGUGUGUUUUAUACUGAUAACAAGUUCAAACAGGUGCCAUUAAUACAGGUAACGAGUGGAGGACAGAGGAGCCUCUUAAAGAAGAAGUUACAGGUCUGUGAGAGCCAGAAAUCUUGCUUGUUUGUAGGUGACCAAAUACUUAUUUUCCACCAUAAUUUGCAAAUAAAUUCAUUAAAAAUCAUACAAUGUGAUUUUCUGGAGAAAAAAAAUCUCAAUUUGUCUGUCAUAGUUGAUGUGUACCUAUGAUGCAACUUACAGGCCUCUCCCAUCUUUUUAAGUGGGAGAACUUGCACAAUUGGUGGCUGACUAAAUACUUUUAUUCCCCACUGUAUUCUGAUGCCUAGUUACCUUACCCCUAUACAUAUCCACCUCUAUCACGCCAGUAUCCCUGUCACCUUACCCCUAUACAUAUCUACCUCCAUCACUCCAGUAUCCCUGUCCCCUUACCCCUAUACAUAUCUACCUCCAUCACUCCAGUAUCCCUGUCCCCUUACCCCUAUACAUAUCUACCUCCAUCACUCCAGUAUCCCUGUCACCUUACCCCUAUACAUAUCUACCUCUAUCACUCCAGUAUCCCUGUCACCUUAUCCCUAUACAUAUCUACCUCCAUCACUCCAGUAUCCCUGUCACCUUACCCCUAUACAUAUCUACCUCCAUCACUCCAGUAUCCCUGUCCCCUUAUCCCUAUACAUAUCUACCUCCAUCACUCCAGUAUCCCUGUCACCUUACCCCUAUACAUAUCUACCUCUAUCACUCCAGUAUCCCUGUCCCCUUACCCCUAUACAUAUCUACCUCUAUCACUCCAGUAUCCCUGUCCCCUUACCCCUAUACAUAUCUACCUCCAUCACUCCAGUAUCCCUGUCCCCUUACCCCUAUACAUAUCUACCUCCAUCACUCCAGUAUCCCUGUCCCCUUACCCCUAUACAUAUCUACCUCCAUCACUCCAGUAUCCCUGUCCCCUUACCCCUAUACAUAUCUACCUCUAUCACGCCAGUAUCCCUGUCACCUUACCCCUAUACAUAUCUACCUCUAUCACUCCAGUAUCCCUGUCCCCUUACCCCUAUACAUAUCUACCUCCAUCACUCCAGUAUCCCUGUCCCCUUACCCCUAUACAUAUCUACCUCCAUCACUCCAGUAUCCCUGUCCCCUUACCCCUAUACAUAUCUACCUCCAUCACUCCAGUAUCCCUGUCCCCUUACCCCUAUACAUAUCUACUUCUAUCACUCCAGUAUCCCUGUCCCCUUACCCCUAUACAUAUCUACCUCCAUCACUCCAGUAUCCCUGUCACCUUACCCCUAUACAUAUCCACCUCCAUCACUCCAGUAUCCCUGUCCCCUUACCCCUAUACAUAUCUACCUCCAUCACUCCAGUAUCCCUGCACGUUGUAAAUAUGGUAUUAGAACUGACCCUGGAACUGACCUUGUAUGUCGUUUCUUACUUCUCAUCUUGAGUUUAGAGCUUGCAAGAAAGACAUUUAAUUGUACGUGUGCACGUGACAUUAAAACUUUAAUUGACUAAAUAGGAUAGUUCACCCAAAUGUUUCAUACUUCGUGUCCAAAUGAUCCUAAUGUAUCUCAAAUUGAUUGUGUAACUCAAUUAAGUUACUUAUUGAUUAUUUGGACAUAUUCUACACAUUCUAAUAUUGGGACUAUUUACUUACUAAUUUUGUAAUUUGGCUGAACUACCCCUUUAAAUAAAAACAUUUUGUGGACUCUCUUUACCAAAUUCAUUUGUUUUUGUUUUUCAGAAAUGGUGCAGAAGCAAUUUGAUCAAUUGUCCAGAGAGAGCUUUAAGAAUUUUCCUUAUCUUCAAAAGUUCUCAACGGUAAUUAAAAUAGUAAAUUGUUAAGCACUCUGAAAUGAUAAUCUUACAAUUCUGUAUUCUGUGAUUUUAGCCUGAAUUGGAAAUCUUACGAGGUUAGUGGGACUAACAAGAAGGCGGGAAAACAUGAGGCAAAGUAGCACUUAAAAAUCACAAUAUUUUUUUAGGAGGAAUUCAAAUUUACAGGUUGUCCUUUGUAGGAUUGUAGCCUGAAAUGUUCAAAAUAAAACACCACAAGAUACUUAGAGCAUGUCGAACUUAACUUUUAUCUGAAAUAUUAACAGUAUUAUACUGCCUCUCUGCAUCCAAGGUUCUUUAUGUGCUCAUGAUAUCUUAAUCUUUGUAUAAACUCAUAGAUGAACAUUGAAAGAAUCCAGGAAGAUCAGUCAAAAAUAGUGAAGGAGAGGAUCAAGGAGCAGUUUGAGAUGGAGAUGCAGGUCUACACACAGGAUGAAAUCUUCAACAAGUAUAAUCUUGAGGAGGGGGAAACAACAGACGACUCAGACGAGGAAACAACAGACAACUCAGAGCACGACACCAGGAGCAAGUACCCUGGGCUGCUCAAGUCAUACUAUGAGGUACAAUGCAACACAAGUACCCAGGGCUGCUCAAGUCAUACUAUGAGGUACAAUGCAACACAAGUACUGUAAAGUAUUUUUACUUAAAGAGAGUAGGAGGAGAAGUUCCAGAAAUAAAAUGUAAUUAACUAAAACCUGACAUACAGCGGGCAGGUUAUGUACAGCGCGCAGGUUAUGUACAGCGGGCAGGUUAUGUACAGAUGGCAGGUUAUGUACAGCUGGCAGGUUAUGUACAGCUGGCAGGUUAUGUACAGCUGGCAGGUUAUGUACAGUGCCUUGCAAAAGUAUUCAUCCCCAGUGUUUUUUUCCUAUUUUGUUGCAUUACAACCUGUAAUUUAAAUUGAUUUUUAUUUGGAUUUCAUGUAAUUGACAUACACAAAAUAGUCAAAAUUGGUGAAGUGAAAUGAAACAAAUAACUUUUUUCAAGAAAUUCGAAAAAAUAAAUAACGGACAAGAGGUGCGUGCGUAUGUAUUCACCCCCUUUGCUAUGAAGCACGUAAAUAAGAUCUGGUCUAACCAAACCAAUAGUCACAUAAUUAGUUAAAUAAAGUCCACCUGUGUGCAAUCUAAGUGUCACAGUAUAUAUACACCUGUUCUGAAAGGCCCCAGAGUCUGUAACACCACUGAGCAAGGGGCACCACCAAGCAAGCGACACCAUGAAGACCAAGGAGCUCUCCAAACAGGUCAGGGAAAAAGUUGCGGAGAAGUACAGAUAAGGGUUGGGUUAUUUAAAAAAUAUCCGAAACUUUGAGCAUCCGACGGAGCACCAUUAAAAAUCCAUUAUUCAAAAAUUGAAAGAAUAUGGCACCACAACAAACCUGCCAAGAGAGGGCCGACAAUCAAAACUCACGGACCAGGCAGGGAGGGCAUUAAACAGAGAGGCAACAAAGAGAUUAAAGAUACCCAGCUGCAAAGCUCCACAGCGGAGAUUGGAGUAUCUGUCCAUAGGACCACUUUAAGCAGUACACUCCACAGACCUGGGCUUUACGGAAGAGUGGCCAGAAAAAAGCCAUUGCUUAAAGAAAGAAAUAAGCAAACACGUUUGGUGUUCACCAAAAGGCAUGUGGGAGACUUCCCAAACAUAUGGAAGAAAGUAUUCUUGUCAGAUGAGACUAAAAUUGAGCUUUUCGGUCAUCAAGGAAAACGUUAUGUCUGGUGCAAACCCAACACCUCUCAUCACCCCGAGAACACCAUCCCCACAGUGAAGCAUGGUGGUGGCAGCAUCAUGCUGUGGGGAUGUUUUUUCAUCGACAGGGACUGGAAAACUGGUCAGAAUUGAAGGAAUGAUGGAUGGCGCUAAAAACAGGGAAACCUCUUGAGGGAAACCUGUUUCAGUCUUCCAGAGAUUUGAGACUGGGACAGAGGUUCACCUUCCAGCAGGACAAUGACCCUAAGCAUUCUGCUAAAGCAACACUCGAGUGGUUUAAGGGGAAACAUUUAAGUGUCUUGGAAUGGCCUAGUCAAAGCCCAGACCUCAAUCCAAUUGAGAAUCUGUGGUACGACUUAAAGAUUGCUGUACACCAGCGGAACCCAUCCAACUUGAAGGAGCUGGAGCAGUUUUGCCUUUAAGAAUGGGCAAACAUCCCAGUGGCUAGAUGUGCCAAGCUUAUAGAGACAUAAACCAAGAGUCUUGCAGCUGUGAUUGCUGCAAAAGGUGGCUCUACAAAGUAUUGACUUUCGUGGGGUGAAUAGUUACGCACGCUCAAGUUCUGUUUUUUUGUCUAAUUUAUUUUUUUGUUUCAUAAUAACAAAUAUUUUGCAUCUUCAAAGUGGUAGGCAUGUUGUGUAAAUCAAAUGAUACAAACCCCACAAAAAUCAAUUUUUAUUCCAGGUUGUAAGGCAACAAAAUAGGAAAAAUGCCAAUGGGGAUGAAUACUUUCGCAAGCCAAUGUAGCGUACUUAUCGACAAACUUUCUCAUCAGGGUCUUCCACAAAUUUGGGGAGAUCUCAACGUGUAUGUAUGGACUACAGCUAGCUCUGGUACCCCAGAGACAGAUUAGAGAUUGGACACUGAGGUUUCUGCAUCAAAUCAAAUCUAUUGUAUUCAUCACAUACACAGUUUACAGCUGGUAUAAAAGGUGCAGCGAAAUGCUUAUGUGCUAGCUCCCUCAACAAUGCAGUACCGUGCUGAUAUACCGUGUGUUAUAGGGAAAUAAUGCACGCUCUAGAAUGCCCUUCAAGCCAAUCAGAAAUUAUUAUUCAACAAUGCCAUGGUAUAUUCAAUAAUAACAUUAUGAUGUAUUUACAUUACACAGUAUAAUAAAAAAUGUCCAUAUGGCAGCCAUGUUUACUCCCGAUGGGCAAUAUUGACCAAUAGCUGUGUAACUGAAAGUCUACAAUUAGAAUUUGAAUCCACAUACUUGUCAUGAAUGGAUAAAUAGAAUGUUCAAUGGCGUCCGUUCUAAAAGUUAGCCCAACUCUCUAUGUACAGUAUAUAGCUCUGCUCCAGCCUGUACAACUAAUCCUUGACAUCAUCAAUGGGCAUGAUCAGAUCUCUCAUGAAUGCUUUUUUGACAAAUCUUUCAAACAUGAAUUGUUGUGGCAGGGUUGCUUUAUGGUAUAUUGCAUUUUGCGUACCAAUCCAACUCUGAAGUCUAUAUGUUCACCUUGCUGAACCUUGGUUGCCGUUUGGCAAUAUUUUGAUUGCCUUGUGGCCAACUCAUCACUUCGGGACCUCACGCUCCCUCCCACCUCACCUCUCUCACCUCUUUCACCUCUCUCACCUCUCUCACAGAUUGUGGUGCAAAGACUGGCUGACCAGGUGCCCAUGCUGAUCCGUUACUUCAUCCUCAAGCAGUCAGCCAAGAUUGUGUGCAGUGAAAUGCUGGAUCUGCUGCACAGAGACAACACUGAUGACGUCCUACAGGAGGACUUGGAGAUCGGACACUAUCGUGCAAAGUUGCAGGCCCAAGCGGACCGCCUUUUACUGGCCAAUGACAAAGUCAGCAGCCUCUGAGAGGGUGACGCCUAGACAGUUACAAAAUUCAGAGAUGUUGCCAAAAAAAGAAACAGUUUAAUUAACUGCUGGAUCAGUGUCCCAAAAUCGGGACAGUUGCUGCUCAAUAUGCAAUAUUUGACUAGAAUGUUGUUGUUAACAACAGCCAACUUUCUGGGACAUAGACAUGUCUUGUAUCGUCAGAAAGCUUAAAUUAUUGUUAAU